Molecule: messenger RNA, 714 nt
Organism: Marasmius oreades (fairy-ring Marasmius)
Lineage: Eukaryota; Fungi; Basidiomycota; Agaricomycetes; Agaricales; Marasmiaceae
Exons: 2
Coding region: 1-714 (237 amino acids)
Source: RefSeq, a predicted model, not a curated record
AUGUGGAGGCAUCUGGUCGGGGGUACGCCAGUUUCUGAAGACUCCGUCCCAACGAAUGGGCGUGGGCGCAAGAAGGGCAAAGGGAAGAAUACCAUCGAAGAAUUACCUGCCAUUGUUGGCAGGAAGAGGAAGCACAGGAUGAAGUCCAUGUCAGUGACGCCAAGCAUUGCUGACGGUGACGACGAUGGUGGGAGGGAACAGCAGUCCAAUCACCUCCCCCCCCCACCUCCGCCUCAGGGCCUCAAGGCUAUGGAAGAUGCUGACCUCGAGGAUGGUGAAAUAUCUGAGGGCGUUCUCCCUGAGAAAAUGUCUUGUGUGAUUCUUCUGUCGCCUCCAUUGUUCGCUCUCGCCAGUCCAGUUCAUUUUCUUCCGCCUCCGGAUUGCCAUGCCAAUAUAUCCUCAACAAGUUGCCGUGAAGCCUUAUGGGCAUUAGAUAGCAAUAUCAAGAGCAACGAUCGACUCCAAGGGUUCAAAACCUUCAUUCUGGCAGCCGAUAACAGCACAGAAACGCCACCAUCGCAACAGCAGGUCAUAGAACAAGAAUUGAAGAAUGAAUCUGUAAGAAGGCUUUACGCCAUUUGGUGGAAGAUGUUUGACGUCAACAACCAGCCAAGUGCGACCAGGAAACUGGAGGACAUAGGGCACGGCAUAUUCCAUGUUUCAUGGGAGUUUGAUAUGCGAUACAAAGCGAAAGCGGGAAGCCUACGAUCAUAA